Molecule: messenger RNA, 1563 nt
Organism: Ciona intestinalis (vase tunicate)
Lineage: Eukaryota; Metazoa; Chordata; Ascidiacea; Phlebobranchia; Cionidae
Source: RefSeq, a predicted model, not a curated record
AAAUAAAAUUAAAUAACGUUAAAACAUACCUUGUUACCACUAAAAUGGCCGGACCUGCCUAUGGAAAAAAAAUUGCGAAAGAAAUUUUCAACCAUUCUGUAAGUGCUGUAAUGCCAGACCAUCUUGUUAAAAAGACAAUACAGAGAUGCGGAAACCAAUUAAUUCAAGGAAACCAGUCGUUCAAUUUAAACCUUAAUGUAUUCGUGGUUGGAUUUGGGAAAGCAGUAUGCGGCAUGUGCAGAGCUGUUCAGGAUCUUGUAGGAGACCAUAUUGUGGGUGGGGUACUGAGCGUUCCACAUGGUAUAAUACAUGAUUUAAAGGCUAACAACAAAAGCCACUUACUUCCACUGAAUGAUGGGAAAAUAGAAGUACUGGAAGGAGCAAGGUAUAAUACUCCAGAUCAGGCUUCCUUUGCUUCUACUCAAAAAAUAAUUAAAUUAUGCAAAGAAGCCAAAGAAAGUGAUUUAAUAUUGUCACUUGUAACAGGCGGUGGAUCAGCACUUCUCAAUUCCCCAAUACAUCCAAUAACCAUCAGUGAUAUGUGUAAUGUGGUGAAGCUACUCACAGAGAAGGGAGCCACUAUUCAAGAUAUGAACAUAGUUCGUCAACAAAUAUCUCAAGUUAAAGGUGGCAAGUUGGCUCAGAUGUCAACACCAGCAACGAUGUGGAGCUUGAUAUUAUCAGACAUCAUUGGUGAUCCAUUACAUCUGAUUGCAAGUGGACCCACAGUUCCUACAAGCAACACAUGCACAGAUGCAAUGGCUGUGGUUGAAAAGUAUGGUUUGAGUAAUAUGCUCCCACAAUCUGUGCAGUUAGUUUUAAACGAUGGUCUUCGCACUACUCCAGAGAAAGUGUUAGGAACGCCCAACAUUGAUAAUAUUUUGGUUGGAAAUAAUAUAAUUGCAGUAGAAGCAGCAUGUGCAAAGGCGCAAGAAUUUGGUUGCACUACUCUUGUCUUGAGUUCUGCAGUGCAGGGUGAAGCAAAAGAUAUUGGAACAAGCUUCAUGAAAAUGGCUUCUGCUAUAACUAAACUGGUGCUAGAACCUGAAAAUAGGCUGAAUACCGAGCAUGAAAUUAAAGAGCUUUUAAAAACUAUUCUCCCAGAAGAAUCAAUUCAAAAGUUCAUUGAAGAUGUAAAGGAUGUUGUGUCCUUUGAUAACCCUGUGUGUAUAAUUGGUGCUGGAGAAAGCACAGUAAAUUUGAGCAAGCAACAUGGUAAAGGGGGUAGGAACCAAGAAAUGACACUCUCUGCUCUUGUGGAACUCCAAGACCUUUUUCAACACAUGUCUGGAGUUAAUGUGUGCUUUUUAUCUGCGGGCACUGAUGGACAAGAUGGUCCCACUGACGCUGCUGGAGCAGUUUUCUCUACUUUAGAUUACAGUGACAUUGAUAUUGUAAUAGCAAAAGAGCAUUUGAUACGACAUGAUUCGUACAACUUCUUUAAGCACCAUUACAAAGAGCUGGUAACAUGUGGAAUGACGGGAACUAAUGUGAUGGAUAUUCACAUUCUUUUGCUGUCCCGCAGCAAAAAAUAACUAUGUGCAAUAAAUACAAAUUAUUAUA